ACUAGCCUCUAAUAAGAAUCCCACCUCCCAAACAUCUACCUUGUGCUCUUCUUGAUGAAGCCUUUGGCUUUUCUCUCCUCCUCGUCCUCCUCCAAACUGCUAUGUACAACAAACCCACAACCCAUCAGAAGGAGAAAACGAAAAAAACAUCAAGCUGAUAAGAAAUCGGGCUGAGUGCAAGAAAGUGGCUGAAAGAUGAAUGAUCUCUUCUCAAGUUCGUUCAAAAGAUUUACAGACCUCAAGCCGCAGUCCUUUGAUGUUGAGGCUGGUGGGGAUGCUGGAAGAGAGAGUGUCAAUCUCGAAAAAUUCUUCGAAGAAGUGGAGAAUGUCAAGGAUGAUAUGAGAGCUGUGGAAAAUCUCUACAAGAAACUCCAAGAUUUGAAUGAAGAAAGCAAAACAGUCCACAAUGCGAAGACCAUGAAAGACCUUCGGGCCCGAAUGGAUACUGAUGUUGUGCAGGUCUUGAAACGGGUUAAAAUCAUCAAGGGGAAGCUGGAGGCCCUUGAACGCUCCAACGCCGCUAACCGCAACCAUCCAGGAUGUGGCCCUGGGUCCUCCGCAGAUCGAACCAGGACUUCUGUUGUUGGGGGACUGGGGAAGAAGCUCAAGGACAUGAUGGAUGAUUUUCAGAACUUAAGGGUCAGGAUGAAUGCUGAAUACAAGGACACAAUCGAGCGAAGGUACUUCACUAUAACGGGGGAGAAAGCAGAUGAAGAGACCAUCGAGAACUUGAUAUCGAGCGGAGAAAGCGAAACCUUCCUUCAGAAGGCGAUUCAAGAUCAGGGCAGAGGCCAAAUCAUGGACACCAUUUCUGAAUUGCAGGAGAGGCAUGGGGCGGUGAAGGAGAUAGAGAAAAAUCUGAUAGAGCUUCACCAAGUGUUCCUAGACAUGGCCGCACUGGUAGAGGCGCAGGGGCAGCACCUGAACGACAUCGAAAGCCAUGUAGCCCAUGCCAGUUCCUUCGUCAGAAAAGGCACCGAUCAGCUCCAGAUUGCGAGGAACUACCAGAAGAGCGGCAGGAAAUGGACCUGCAUUGCCGUUGGGCUAGCCAUUUGUUUGAUCAUUGUCAUCCUUUUCCCCGUCUUGAAGUCCCUUGAUGUGAUUCACUUGUAGGAAAAAAUACCCAUUAGCUCAUUAAUUCUUCCAUCCAUGCCUUCCAGAAAUUGCUGAACCCGGACACGGAGUCUCAGCCCAGUUUCCAAUUCCUUAUCUUCUUGGGUAAACCCUACACAAAUUAAUAGGACUGAUUCAUGGUUGGAUCAUAUGUGUCUGUAAUGGUGUUCUUCACCUCCUGCAACUCUGUAGAUACAUAGUUGUAAUUAAGCAAGGCAACAUCGUUUGAUUCAAGGAACCAAAAACUCUUGCAAACACCAAAUUUAGCCCGUUAAUUGUUAUCCAACUAAGGU
This is a messenger RNA of Vitis riparia (riverbank grape), 1406 nucleotides long. RefSeq names its product syntaxin-124-like. Gene Ontology annotation, cellular component: SNARE complex; endomembrane system; plasma membrane. The record is from RefSeq and is a predicted model, not a curated record. NCBI's taxonomy places the organism in Eukaryota, Viridiplantae, Streptophyta, Magnoliopsida, Vitales, Vitaceae. Gene Ontology annotation, molecular function: SNARE binding; SNAP receptor activity. Gene Ontology annotation, biological process: exocytosis; vesicle fusion; intracellular protein transport. The coding region runs from base 196 to 1113 and encodes 305 amino acids. The transcript has a single exon.